Anas platyrhynchos (mallard) is the source of this 2501-nucleotide messenger RNA. RefSeq names its product mal, T cell differentiation protein like (gene MALL). Gene Ontology annotation, molecular function: structural constituent of myelin sheath. NCBI's taxonomy places the organism in Eukaryota, Metazoa, Chordata, Aves, Anseriformes, Anatidae. The record is from RefSeq and is a predicted model, not a curated record. Gene Ontology annotation, biological process: myelination. Gene Ontology annotation, cellular component: membrane.
UAGAUGAAUUCAUACCAAAGGAAAAUUGUGUACUAUCUGGGUUUUAAGAGAGAUUUUAGCGCAUUUAACAGUAACAUUUUGAGACAGUCUGGUAUUAUUUUGUUGUUUCAACUGAUGAAAAUUGUAUUUUAUAUUUUCCCCUUUGCCAUCUCAGACAAGGCUAUGGUUGUCUGUCGGUACGUGUACCUGUGGUAGCCACGGUUGCUUUGUGCUGACGCCUAGCAAAUGCUGAGGCAGCACGUUACUCCUCUCCUGUAGCUGCCAAUAAUUUCCAGUGUUGUUUUGAUCAGGAUGAACAAAAGACCCUGUUAGAGCACCCAAGUGGACUGGUACAGGCAAGGAAAACAGCAAUGAGCCUUAAGAAUGCUGCUGAACAAGGUCAGGAAAAAAGUCACCUCUUGUCCAAUCAGCGGGGCUGCGGGUCGCUCUUUAUUUAGCACGUUUUACUGUUUUCCGUUCUCACUCAGGAAAAGGUUGGGUUAUUCACAGGAAUGUGCUUGACCCCACCUAGUACAAAUAAAAGGUGGUGAGAAUUCAGGGAAUGCUGCGUUUCCUAUAUGCAUGACUAUAGCAUAGGUUAGCUCACUGUGUGCAGGCUGGUGAGCUGCAGGGUAUGUCUCAUCAGGAUGUUCAAGGUUUCUUUUUCCUGAGCAGUUUGUAACCAGGGGCCUUACUGAGUGCUGCUCACUCCUGGCACAGAGUCCUUAAUCUGAUUUCUCUUUGUGCUGGAGAGCCUGGCUGUCUGGCUGCUUUGUCUGUGGUGAUGGGUGCGUUGCCACGGUGCCUGAUGUGAGGUGGGCAGCAACAAGUCAAAGUGAGUUUAAAUCCAGAGCAGUCACUAGUUUUGUGUGGUGUGAAGUGCUUUAAAACAAGGCCCUUCAAAGAUUUCAGCAUGCUGUGUGGAGCCCGAGGCCAGCCCUCACUGGCAGCUUUUGUAAACUGGAGCCUUCAGAAAUCCUGCGAAGAGCAACCCCCUGGCCUACGAUGUGAGCCCAUGAGAAACAUCCUGGGUUUGUUUUUCUUCUGUCUUGUUCAGGAGCCUGGCAGAGAGGCCAAAUUCCUAGGGCAUAACUUGGCUGUUCUAACAGACGUGUGCUAUCUUACUGGGAUCUCCCUCCUCGUGCUGCAGUUGCCUGAGUUAGCGGGGUCUUUCUGUCCACUCUAGCACAGGAGGCAGAGACACCACUUUCAGCUUUUUAUUCCUCCAGUUAUUUCCUAGACUUCUUGAGUGGGUGAGGCAGAAAGAAUAGUGUGUUCAUUGAAUCCAAAGCACAUCUGCCAGGAGGUGGAAAUUAAAGCUGGCCUGGUUGCUGUCCUUCUGACCUUUCUGGACACUUAAGAGCAGAUGGACAAACUUCCAUCUUUUGCUGGUGCAUUGAGUUGUCUGUAAGAAAUGUUUGCCAAGGCUGUGGUGGGCUGUAAGUGUUCGAGGGCUAGACGCAUCCCAUGGGUGUGGGGGAUUCUUACGUGAACAAGUAGCAGAAACCCGAGCAAAAAGGGGAGGAGGCAAGAGCGGAAACAAAAAUAUUUCACACUUGAACGAGUGCCAAGGACAAAAUUGGAUUGCAGGAAACUUCUGCACUGGUGUGGUGUGGGAUUUUUUUCUUCUCCCAUUAAAGACGAUGAACUAACAGUGUGCUACUGCCGGUGGUGGUGCUGGCCAGGCUGUGAGCCCAUCCUGUGGCUGAGUUGGCAGCAGGGUGUGUUACAAGAGAACCGGGGGGUUGCUGAGGACUCCUUCAGCUGGAGGAAGCAGUGUGGUGCCAGCCUGGGCUGGUCUCUGCGAUUACGUCCCCGCGGGUGUGCCGGUUAAAACCCCGCCGGGGAGCGGCGCGGCGCAGACACAUGCGAGCCGAGUGGAGUGGCCUCAGCUGAGGAGCAAUGGCAUCGGCGUGUCCCCCCACGGCCACCACGCAGCCCACCGUGCCCUCUGGACCAGCCAUCUUCAAAACCGUUCCCUAUGCCUUCAUGCUACCGGAGAUACUCUGCGGGACCUGGGUCUGGAUCCUUGUUGCUGCUACCUCGGUCUCUCUCCCACUGCAGCAGGGAUGGGUGAUGUACGUGUCCAUCACAUCGUGCCUCAUCUCCCUGCUGCUCCUCCUCAGUUACAUCUUCGGCUUUCACAGAAACAGCAACAACUGGAAAGUGCUGGAUAGUUUGUACCACGGAGCCACAGCCAUUCUGUACAUGAGUGCUGCUGUCUUGCAAGCCAACGCAACAAUUGCGUCUGAGUUUGAAAAUGGGUUCCCGCUCUACUACUACCAGCUCAACUGCGCAGCAUCGUUCUUUGCCUUCAUCACGACCUUCCUGUACAUCCUCCACGCUUUCAGCAUCUACUACCAGUGAGCACGGCAGAGGCGGCGUCAGCUUCCCUGUUGCAGAAUGAGGCUUUCCCAGAGCGAGUGUGCAGCAGCUGGCUUCCGCGUAGGCGUGCCAGCACCUCCACCAACCUCAGCGAGAUGCGGGUGCUUUUCCACUUUAUUGAAGGCAGGAUUUUUGUA